Molecule: messenger RNA, 1269 nt
Organism: Lotus japonicus
Lineage: Eukaryota; Viridiplantae; Streptophyta; Magnoliopsida; Fabales; Fabaceae
Exons: 6
Coding region: 235-987 (250 amino acids)
Biological process (GO): protein folding
Cellular component (GO): cytoplasm
Source: RefSeq, a predicted model, not a curated record
AAAAACGGUAUAAUAAUAAUUUUUCCCGUGGAAUUGCCUCCUUCAUCUACAACAGCGCACAAAUCGCCUCUUUCCGGAAUCGUUUCUUCCUUCCCAGAAUCGUUCGCUUGCGAUUCUCAGAUAGAAACGGAUCUCAUUGUUGUUGUCUGAAUUCAGAUUUCUGAAGGUGUUGUGUAUAGUUACCCGAUUGCGUUCUUCGCUCUGAUUACCUCUGAAGAAGAACAAGAGUGAAAAAUGGCAGAUUAUCACUUUGUGUACAAGGAUUUAGAAGGAGCCUCCACUCAGUGGGAUGACAUUCAGAGAAAGCUUGGCAAUCUGCCACCAAAGCAACCUGUUUUCAAGCCCCCAUCUUUCACGCCUGCCCCCGAUUCUGACACCCUCCCCAAAGACAAAGAUUGGCUUGAUUCCAAAACCCAAGAUGAACUUGAAGACCUCGAAGAUGAUCUCGAUGAUGAUCGUUUCCUUGAAGAAUACAGGAAGAAGAGGCUAGCUGAGAUACAGGAGGCAGCUAAAGUUUUGAGGUUUGGAUCUGUGACCCCCAUUUCAGGAUCUGACUUUAUUCGAGAAGUUUCCCAGGCUCCAUCUGAUGUAUGGGUGGUUGUUGUCCUUUACAAAGAAGGGAUUCCUGAAUGUGAUCUUAUGAUGCAAAGCGUUGAAGAACUGUCUGCAAGAUAUCCUGUGACAAAAUUUGUCAAGAUAAUAUCCACUGAUUGCAUUCCUAACUACCCAGAUCGUAAUCUUCCCACUUUAUUGGUGUACAACAAUGGAGCAGUCAAAGGAAAUUAUGUUGGUUUGCAUAGUUUUGGGCGGCGAUGCACUCCUGAAGGUGUUGCAUUAGUACUUUGCCAAUCAGAUCCUGUACUUAAUGAUGGUCAGAGUGGAAAUGAGCAAUCAAGAGAAGCUGUCAUUGAAGAAGUUCGCAAGAGGUUUAUAGAGAAAGUUGUUCUUGAUCAUGAAGAGCGGGAUGAUGAUUCCUCAAGCGAUUAACAUUGUUGCUUGUCUUUGUUGUUUUUUUUGGGUACAUUGUAUUUAAGUAAAAUGUUUCCUUUCGAUGAAGUAAAGUUAUACAUAUGUGGGAUUUUGUUCAUUCCACGACUUUGCUUCUCUUCCCUUUUAUCCCCCCUUCCUAGUUUCUUGUAGUUGCUCUUAUGUAGUGGGAUAAGAUUCGGUUGUUGUUGUGAUCUCUUUUAAGUAAAAAUGUACAAGUCUGAUGUAUGAGUGCUCAUAGAAACAGAAUAUAUUAAUUCAAGUUUGCAUUCGCAUUGUGCC